Molecule: messenger RNA, 1128 nt
Organism: Rhododendron vialii
Lineage: Eukaryota; Viridiplantae; Streptophyta; Magnoliopsida; Ericales; Ericaceae
Product: lipid phosphate phosphatase epsilon 1, chloroplastic
Exons: 4
Coding region: 137-1000 (287 amino acids)
Biological process (GO): protein N-linked glycosylation; lipid biosynthetic process
Cellular component (GO): endoplasmic reticulum membrane; intracellular membrane-bounded organelle
Molecular function (GO): dolichyldiphosphatase activity
Source: RefSeq, a predicted model, not a curated record
GUUUUGAAAGCAUACCGCAGUAGUCCUAUAUAUAAGUGCAAAAGCUAGAUGGCAAAAAAAGUCGCCUAAUCACGAGUAUUUUGUUUGUGGACCUGUGGUGUUGUACCGGAAGCUAACCGGACUAAAACAAAACAAAAUGUCUGCAGCAACGACCAUUCUUUUCAGAAUCAGACCCACCUCCACUAUCACCACCACCGGUAACAGCAGUACUACACACGCAUUCCUCCCCAAAUUAAACUCUCCGAAAACCGUUUCCAGCCUCCAAUUUCCCCCCUCGAAAUCCGGUGAAUUCGUUUCCCAGUACAAAAGAGGCUGGAGUCCGAACACCAUGAGCGGGUCCACUCCAACUUGUGCUCUCGGGGACAACAGUAUUGGCGAUGAAGGUGCUGCUGCUGCUUUCGAACACGAAUCGUUCAUAAAUGAGUUUCGCCCCAAUUCAACAGCGGAAGGACUCGAGGCCACUCUCAAUCGCUUGAGCAAGUGGAUUGUGGCUGGUCUUUUUGGCGCUGUGCUUAUUUGUAGGCACGAUGCUGAAGCAUUAUGGGCUGCCAUAGGUUCGGUUCUCAAUACGGGACUCUCAACCAUGCUGAAGCGGGUUCUAAACCAAGAGCGACCUGUUUCUAACUUGAGAUCCGAUCCUGGAAUGCCAUCUUCGCAUGCACAAUCCAUCUUCUUUACCGUCAUAUUUGUUGUUGUGUCAAUGUUACAGUGGCUAGGGGCGAAUGGACUUGCAAUAACUCUUAGUGGCCUUGCUUUGGCAUUUGGUUCAUAUCUUUCAUGGUUACGAGUUUCGCAACAGCUUCAUACGAUCAGCCAGGUGGUGGUGGGUGCUGUGCUAGGAUCAGCUUUCUCCAUUUUGUGGUUUUGGUCAUGGGAUGCGAUUGUGCUCAAGGCGUUUAUCUCCUAUUUGUGGGUUCGAAUCGUCGUCGUACUGGGAGCCACCAUAUUUUGUGUGGGAUUUCUCAUACACGUUGUUCAGCACUGGUUUAAGGAUCGGUGAAAAAGUGUUGGGUAUGUUGUCAUAAUUUGAAGCUCGUUUACCGUUUUUCUGUUUUAUUGUCCAUUGGACUAUAUUCUUUUGGUGGAUCAAUAAUAUAUGAAUACAAGUUCAGAUGGCAUUUCUUACCA